UAGCCAGGGGACUGGCCAGUGGCCAUCCCUUUUGGUUGGACUUGGAUGUCGAUGUCCGAUCCAACCAAGGGAUCAUCAUUUCUCCAAGGGAACACCGCAUUACCGCACUAGAAGAAGAGUAAAAUGGGGUGGCCCUUUCCUCGAUUGACUUUGACUGGUACUUUUUAAUUUUACUUCAGGCUGGACUGGACGGACGGCAAAAGAAAGAAAGAAAGAAACAGACAUCAAAAGCAGAGAAGAGAAAAUGAGAGAUCAGAAGAGACAGACAAAGCAAAACUGCACAUAUAUGUCUCCACACCACGCUACACGGUUACACUAGACCCAUGUUUUGCUUGUCUUGUCUUGUCUUGUAGGCAAGCAGAGAAAGAGAGAGAGGUAACUUAGAUUGGAACAACCAGUAAUUUUUUUUUUUUUAAAAAAAAGAGAGAAAUGAAACGAGUGCCCUUCAUCUCAUCAUCAGAAUCACUGUUCAUCUCCGGCUCGGCACUGUGGCUGCUUCUGAUAGCAAUGCUGCUGACCCGAGAAGCAAGCUCGGCUUCCACAUCGACGCUUGGCAGCUUCAACAGCAAGCUCUCAGGAUUCCAAGCCGAGCUCCGGUGGAAGCUAACCGCUGCCAUUCCCCUACAGCUGCAGACGCCGCCCCCUGGGACAUCCCCUCCUUCGGUCCCGGUUCGUGUAGAAUUCAAAGUUGGCGGCGACGGUGGUGGUGAUGGGAGGGUGUUCUACCCGAAAGAGUACGGAGCGGACCCCACGGGGAACCGGGAGAGCAGCAAGGCCCUGCAGAGCGCGAUCGGAGACGCAUUCCGGGUGCAGAGCCAGGUCCAGAUGCUGGCCGGUCUGAAGGACUUGGGUGGAGUGGUGAUAGACCUGCAAGGUGGCAACUACCUCAUCUCCACCCCUCUCACCUUCCCUCCUUCUGGUGGUGCCAACCUCCUGAUGCAAAGCGGCACCUUGCGAGCAUCGGAGACGUUCCCGAGCGAUCGCCACUUGAUCGAGCUGCGGUCGCCCAAUUCUACUACGCCCAGUGGAAUCUCCUACGAGGACAUCACCUUCGAGGACAUCCUCUUCGAUUCGAGCUACCGAGGAGGCGGCAUCUCGGUGCUCAACUCUGCCAGGAUCCGUAUUUCGAGCUGCUUCUUCCUACACUUUGAAACAGAAGGAAUCGUAGUUCAGGGAGGCCACGAGACCCUCGUCUCCGGCAGCUUCCUUGGCCAGCACUCGACCGUCGGUGGGGAUCCUGGGGAGAGAGGCUUCUCGGGAACAGGCAUCGACCUUGCCAGCAAUGAUAACAUUAUAACAGACUCGGUCAUAUUCUCUGCCGCCACGGGCAUCAUACUGCGCGGGCAAGCCAAUAUCGUGACCGGGGUCCACUGCUACAACAAGGCCACCAACUUUGGCGGCGUCGGGAUUUUAGUAAAAUUGCCGGGAAGUUCUCAGACCAGAAUCGACAAUUGCUACUUGGACUACACGGGCAUAGUUAUGGAAGAUCCCGUCCAGGUGCACGUCACGAAUGGAUUUUUCCUAGGAGAUGCAAAUGUGGUCCUGAGGCCGGUGAAGGGUCGAAUCUCGGGGCUGAACAUAGUCAAUAACAUGUUCAGCGGGAACCCGCGCAAGAUGAUUCCAAUUAUCGAGCUGGAUGGGCCAUUUACGAACAUUGAUCAGGUGGUGGUCAACCGGAACAAUGUCGCUGGCAUGGCGUUGAAAUCGACAGCUGGGAAGUUGACAGUGGCAGGGACAAACUCGACAAGAUGGGUGGCUGAUUUCUCAUCCCAGCUAAUAUUUCCGAACAAGAUCAGUCACUUCCAAUACUCAUUUUACACUAAAUUGCCAAGCAAGUUCCCUGUCCAUGCGGUGACCAAUAUUUCGAACAAUGUGGUCGUCAUCGAGAGCGCGAGUCCAGCGAGCGCACUAGUAUCGGUGGAAGUCGAUCGGCACAACAUGAUUGCAGAGUAAGCAAGCCGGGAGGGACCGAUUCACCAGGCUCAACGUAACGAUUUCUUUCUCAAUGGGUGUAAAUAAUAUUAUUUAUGAAGAAAAAUGGGCACUAGUCAUGAAAUUAGAGCAUGAAUCAGUAGUCUCAAGGCAUCAUUAUUGACUGCUUAAA
Messenger RNA from Punica granatum (pomegranate), 2104 nucleotides. The record is from RefSeq and is a predicted model, not a curated record. NCBI's taxonomy places the organism in Eukaryota, Viridiplantae, Streptophyta, Magnoliopsida, Myrtales, Lythraceae.